CCAAGGAAGUUCCAUUAUUAAUGAAGAUUAUAUUUUGUGAACAUCACCAUUUGAUAUCUCGGCCCCUCUCCUCACAGUCACUGCUGGCCUUUCUGCCCUACUAUGGCAGACCCGGCGCUUGAAAAAGACACAAGUCUGGGCGAUCCGGUGGCCGAAACUCAAGACAGACCUAGGCAUGAUGAGCCUGUCGCCGAGGAGAAGGAGAUCGCAGAGAUCAAAGAGACCACAAACGAAAAUGUGAAGGGGGAUAAACUUUUCGAGGACCACGAGUCCAUCCGAGAAGCGCAGAGGACGGACGGCACAGGGUUGGACAGGACGAAGAGCGUUGCCACAGAUGCCAGCGCCACAACGGCAGCGACCAGCCGCCACACAGAUAGUCGGCGAAAGGCCUGGUACCAGAAGGCCAAUCCCCUACGCUGGGGAAGGUCCAGGCCCGUUCCCACGGAGAAAACGGUUUGUCCCGAGCACCGGGCUGGUUUCUUCAGCCAGUUGAUCUUCCAAUGGAUGAAUCCACUGAUGACGGUAAAUACGCGGAGGAGCAACCGCCUGCCAGCCAAUAUACCUAUUACACCGGAGAAUGCAUGACUGAUUUGGGAUUACAGACGGGAUACAAACGUCCACUCGAGUUCGCAGACAUCUGGAGUGUGAACCCCGAUCGGGGCGUCGAGCCUUUGACGGCCAAGAUGAGGGCCUCGUUCAAACGGCGCAUGGAUCGGGGUGACAAGUACCCCCUCUUCUGGGCCGUGCAUGAGACAUUCUUCUUCGAAAUCUGGCUGGGCGGUUCUUGCCAGCUCAUGUCCGCCAUCCUGCAGUUCAUGUCCCCCUUCAUUCUGCGGUACCUCAUCCAGUUCGCCACAGACGCAUACAUUGCCAGCAAACAGGGCUUGCCCGCUCCGCACAUUGGCGUCGGCCUGGGCCUGGUUUUCGGCAUCACCAUAAUGCAGAUGUUGCAGAGUCUGGGCACCAACCACUUCAUCUACCGGGGUAUGCUCGUCGGCGGGAUGACAAGGGCUACUCUCAUCAGCCUGAUUUACGAGAAGUCCAUGGUGAUCUCCGGACGAGCCAGGGCCGGGGGCGCCGAACUCCCGGACAUACCAGCAGCCGUAAAUGCGGCGGAGAAGGAGGACAAGAAGGACGGGAAGAAGAAGGGAGAGAAAAAGGGAGAGAAAGGAGGUCCUGGGGCUGCGGUGGGCGAUGGCAUUGGCUGGGGCAACGGGAGGGUUGUCAACCUGAUGAGCGUCGACACUUACCGUAUCGACGUAGCGUGUGGCCUGUUCCACGUCGUUUGGACGGCCCCCAUAUCCUGCAUCGGGACGCUAAUUCUCCUCAUCGUCAACCUGACCUACAGCGCCCUUGCAGGCUUCGCCCUGUUGGUCAUCGGUAUGCCGCUGCUCACAGCAGCCAUUAAGAGCCUCUUCGCCCGACGAAAGGCGAUUAACACCAUCACCGACCAGCGAGUCAGCCUGACCCAGGAGAUCCUGCAGUCGGUCCGCUUUGUCAAAUUCUUCGGCUGGGAGAGCUCCUUCCUCAAGCGGCUCGAGGAAUUCCGCGGCAGAGAGAUAUCUGCCAUCCAGAUCGUUCUAGCCAUUCGAAACGGCAUCAUGGCCAUCAGCUUGUCGCUCCCCAUCUUCGCCUCGAUGCUCUCCUUUGUCACGUACUCCCUGUCGCACCACAACCUUGCGCCUGCCGAGGUCUUCUCUUCUCUCGCGCUAUUCAACGGUCUGAGAAUGCCGCUCAACCUGCUUCCCCUCGUCAUCGGUCAGGUCACCGAUGCCUGGUCGUCGUUUGGACGUAUCCAGGAAUUCCUGCUCGCCGAGGAGGGCGAAGAGGAAGUGGCCUGGAAACCCGAUGGCCCGAAUGCCGUGGAGAUGCAUGACACGAGCUUCACGUGGGAGAGAACGCCUACGCAGGAGUCCGAAGGGACCGUGGAGAAGAAGGGAAGGCCUGGCAAGGGAGGCGUCAAGGGAGACGAUCUUGCCGGCGGGAAGCGCCCCAGAUCUUCCGACGCGAGUUCUGGUGAGGAUGCUAGCACGCUUGUCGAGGAGCGAGAACCCUUCAAGCUCCAUGAUCUGGAGUUUGAGAUCGGCCGCAACGAGCUGGUUGCCGUCAUCGGGACGGUAGGGAGUGGAAAGAGCUCGCUGCUCGCUGCUCUGGCUGGCGAUAUGCGCAAGACUAGCGGCGAGGUCGUGUUGGGAGCCACGAGAGCCUUUUGUCCCCAGUAUGCCUGGAUCCAAAAUGCGACCGUGCGGGAGAAUAUACUGUUUGGGAAGGACAUGGACUGGGACUGGUAUAGGGAGGUCAUUAAGGCAUGCGCAUUGCAACCAGAUAUGGACAUGCUGCCCAAUAAUGACAUGACCGAGAUCGGGGAGAGGGGUAUCACCAUUUCAGGUGGGCAGAAACAGCGACUCAACAUCGCCAGGGCCAUCUACUUCGACGCAGAUAUCGUUCUGAUGGACGAUCCUCUGAGUGCGGUCGACGCCCAUGUCGGUCGUCACAUCUUUGAUAAUGCCAUCCUCGGCUUGCUCAAGGACAAGUGCCGCAUCCUCGCCACUCACCAGCUGUGGGUUUUGGCCAGAUGUGACCGGAUCAUCUGGAUGGAGGGAGGCAAGAUCCAGGCCGUCGAUACCUUCGACAACCUCAUGAAGAACUCGGCCGACUUCCAGCAGCUGAUGGAAUCCACUUCCACGGAGGAGAAACAGGAGGAUGACCCGGCGGGCGUCGUGCCUGGCGAUAACGGCGGCGACAAGAAGAAGAGGAAGAAGGGCAAAGCUCUGAUGCAGUCGGAAGAACGAGCCGUAUCGAGCGUUCCGUGGUCCGUUUACGGCGCAUAUAUCAGGGCGUCAGGGUCGAUCCUGAACGCACCGUUCACCCUUACCCUCUUGAUCCUCUCGCAAGGCGCCAACAUCAUGACCAGCUUGUGGCUUUCAUACUGGAUAUCGGACAGAUUCGGCCUGACCAUGGGCGUUUACAUCGGCGUCUAUGCGGCGCUCGGCGCCAUCCAGGCGAUAUUGAUGUUCGCCUUCAUGUUCGCGCUCUCCGUCUUCGGCACGGCCGCCAGCAAGACGAUGCUGCGGCUCGCCAUCACGAGGGUCCUCCGCGCCCCCAUGUCUUUCUUCGACACGACGCCUCUGGGCCGGAUCACCAAUCGCUUCAGCAGAGACGUCGAUGUCAUGGACAACAACUUAUCCGAUGCCAUGCGCAUGUAUUUCUUCAGCAUCGCCGCCAUCAUCGCCGUGUUCGCGCUGAUCAUCGCCUUCUUCCACUACUUCGCCAUCGCCCUGGUCCCCCUCUUCCUCCUCUUCUUGUUCGCCACAAGCUACUACCGGUCCUCGGCGCGAGAAGUCAAGCGAUUCGAGUCGGUGCUGCGGUCGACGGUCUUUGCCAAGUUCGGCGAGGGCCUGUCCGGCGUUGCCUGUAUCCGGGCGUACGGGUUGAAGGACAAGUUCGUUUCUGACCUCAGGAAGGCCGUCGACGAGAUGGAUUCCGCCUACUUCCUGACCUAUUCGAACCAGAGGUGGCUCUCCGUCCGGCUUGACAUGGUCGGGAACUGCCUCGUCUUCACCACGGGCAUCCUGGUUGUCACCUCGCGGUUCUCCGUGACGCCCUCGAUCGCCGGUCUGGUGCUGUCCUACAUCCUGUCGAUCGUCCAGAUGAUCCAGUUCACCGUCCGCCAGCUCGCCGAGGUCGAGAACGGCAUGAACGCGGUCGAGCGGCUGCUGUACUACGGGACCGAGCUCGAGGAGGAGGCCCCCCUCAAGACGGUCGAGGUGCGCAAGAGCUGGCCGGAGAAGGGUGAGAUCAUCUUCGACAACGUCGAGAUGCGGUACCGGGCCGGGCUCCCGCUCGUCCUCUCGGGGCUGAGCAUGCACGUGCGCGGCGGCGAGCGCAUCGGCAUCGUCGGGCGGACCGGCGCGGGCAAGAGCUCCAUCAUGUCGACGCUGUUCCGCCUCGUCGAGCUGUCGGGCGGCCACAUCACCAUCGACGGCCUCGACAUCUCCACCAUCGGCCUGCAGGACCUCCGGUCCAGGCUCGCCAUCAUCCCCCAGGACCCGACCCUCUUCCGCGGCACCGUGCGCAGCAACCUGGACCCCUUCAACGAGCACACCGACCUGGAGCUCUGGUCCGCCCUCCGCCAGGCCGACCUCGUCCCGGCCGACGGCGGGCCUGCCAAUUCCCACCCCGCCGCAGCCGCCGCCGACGACAGCGUGGACUCCAAACCCCUCCCCGACAACGCCGUGGCGGCGGCCCCGGCAGCGCGCGACCCCUCGCGCAUCCACCUCGACAGCGUGGUGGAGGAGGACGGGCUCAACUUCUCGCUAGGCCAGCGGCAGCUGAUGGCGCUGGCGCGGGCGCUGGUGCGGGGGUCGCGCAUCAUCGUGUGCGACGAGGCGACCUCGUCGGUGGACAUGGAGACGGACGACAAGAUCCAGGCGACCAUGGCGGUGGCGUUCCGGGGCAAGACGCUGCUGUGCAUCGCGCACCGGCUGCGCACCAUCGUCGGCUACGACCGCAUCUGCGUCAUGGACAGGGGCCGCAUCGCCGAGAUGGACUCGCCGCUGGCGCUGUGGGCCCGCGAGGACGGCAUCUUCAGGGGCAUGUGCGACCGCAGCGGGAUCCGCGUCGAGGACAUUCGCGGCGCGAGGGACCUGAUUGGAGAUCCCGGGGUGAAUGAUAGAUAGAUGGGAUGGAUGGGGCUGGAAAAAGAAAACGUGGAGUCUUUUGCGCAUCCACACACUGUAUAUAAUCUCCGUAUGUAAUAAGAAACAGCAUUAAAAAGUCUUAGACCAGGGGAUGUCGUGAACGCCGG
Phialemonium atrogriseum is the source of this 4807-nucleotide messenger RNA. Its product is annotated as putative multidrug resistance-associated protein 2 protein. Gene Ontology annotation, molecular function: ABC-type transporter activity; ATP binding; ATP hydrolysis activity. Lineage: Eukaryota; Fungi; Ascomycota; Sordariomycetes; Cephalothecales; Cephalothecaceae. The record is from RefSeq and is a predicted model, not a curated record. The transcript is spliced from 2 exons. Gene Ontology annotation, cellular component: membrane. The coding region runs from base 501 to 4679 and encodes 1392 amino acids. Gene Ontology annotation, biological process: transmembrane transport.